Messenger RNA from Bemisia tabaci, 5645 nucleotides. Its product is annotated as neuroglobin. Gene Ontology annotation, molecular function: oxygen binding; heme binding. Lineage: Eukaryota; Metazoa; Arthropoda; Insecta; Hemiptera; Aleyrodidae. The record is from RefSeq and is a predicted model, not a curated record.
GCGCCCCAAUCCACCAGCGUGGCUCCCAGUCCUCGCUCGGUCGCACCGAGUCCCCACCGAGCUCCUCAAACGCUACCCGAACGCGUGCUCCAGCGCUUAGUCGCCCGCCCAGGAUCCGUCUCGGGCCUCUCGCCUCCCUGAAACGCUUUCAAACGCGCGUGAGACUCGCCGUUUCGGUUCCGAAUCUCCGUUUUCACAAUUCUAAAACGGUUCUAAAACGCGUGUGUGAGACAUUUCUGAAUCUCCAUUUCUCACCUUUUUAAAACGGUUCUAAAACGCGUGUGUGAAACAUUUCCGAAUCUCCAUUUCUCACCUUUUUAAAACGCUUCUAAUGUGCGUGUGAAACUUUACGUUUCGGUUCUGAAUCCACUCUCUCACCUUUCUAAAACGGUUCUAAUGUGUGUGUGAAACUUUACGUUUCGGUUCUGAAUCCACUCUCUCACCUUUCUGAAACGGUUUUAAUGUGUGUGUGAAACUUUACGUUUCGGUUCUGAAUCCACUCUCUCACCUUUCUGAAACGGUUCUAAUGUGUGUGUGAAACUUUACGUUUCGGUUCUGAAUCCACUCUCUCACCUUUCUGAAACGGUUCCAAUGUGUGUGUGGAACUUUACGUUUCGGUUCUGAAUCCACCCUCUCACCUUUCCCAAACGGUUCUAAACUCUAGUGUGGGAUUCUGGUUCGGAAACUCAAUUAUCGCAAUUUUAAAACGGUUCUCAAUGCUUGUGUGAAACUCUCCGUUUUCAUCGUUCCAAAACGGUUCUAAUCGCGUGCGAAACUCACCGUCUCGGCUUCGAGUUUCUAUUCCACCCGUUUCGAAAUGGUUCCAAACUCGUGUGUUCAAUUUUCCGUCUAGAAUAUCAAUUCUCACCGUUUUGAAACGGUUCUAAACGCGCGCGUGGAAUCUUCUCUCUCGCCGUUCUAAAACGGUUCUAAAGUGUGCGCUCGCCCUGUGACCCAUUCCAACUGGCAGGACUCCCCACGCUUUCGAUACCAGAAAUAUCUUUGUCGCGAGUGUGAAUUCCUGUCACUUUGUAUCUCGGCUCUACGCCCGCAAAAAGGUCCCAAGCGCGCGUGGUUCAAGGUCUAGACCACGAUUCUCAAUCGGUUCAAACUGGACCCUAAUUCUUCAGGAACGUCGGUUUGCUGAGUGUCUUCGUGAGUCUAACGGCUCCACAAAUGUGUUAAGGAAGAAUCUUUAAUGGUGCCCCGUUAUUUUCUCACCGUUCGCUGACACAAGCUUUUUUUUUGCGAGUUGUUAGUCGCGAAUGAUAAAGUUAAUCGUAUGAUGUACGAUGGUAAAAGUUCUUUUCUCACUCUUCUCGUGUGACUGUCCCCACAGCAUUGUACCUCGGCAGAUGGAAAAUAUGACUAAUUUCCAGUGAGAUUCGGAUAAAAAUUGGGAUCCAACGAAGGUGAUGCGUUGCCAACUGCGCUCGAUAGCGAUAGUGCGCUUUUUUAUCUGAAGUGAGGAAGUAAACAAAAUUACGGUCCAACGCUCGAGUGUGCGAGCUGUUUACAAGUGAUUCGAUCGCUUUUACGGUCGUGCCCGUGCCCGUGCGGCAGUCCCACUUCAGAGCCCGUCGUUAAAAUUUGACUCGGUCAAUAAGGCGCGCGCCCCGCGGAAAUGGCCCCGAGUUUUCAGUCAAUUGACCCCCCCUCCGAGUCGAAUUCGUAUCGCAGAGUCGUUAAACCCGGUGUUUAAGAACUGAGCUAGCCGUGUGCUAUCGAUUAAGGUCCCUUCCCGACAGAACGGUUCUGUUUACUUCCGGAAAAUCGAUAAAUAAUCCGAGAAAUAACCAGGUAACGGCUUUAUUUGAACUUUCCUGGAAUCGGGACAAUUUUCGGGGUUAACGUGAAGUUUUGACCGGAUUUUUUCUCUGACUCUUUUUUUUGGUUUUCUCUCUUUUUUCGUGCGCUUCGAUCGGAGCGGGUUCUCCGGAAGUGUCUCGUGUGUUGUGCGCGUUCCGAGCGAGACGAUGGGUUGCGAACUGGGGAAACUGGCGUUCGUAAAUCGGCAGGGGAGCGAGGGGGCCGACAAUUUGAACGAGGCACCCCCCGCCCCCGCACCCCCGGACCCCAGGCUCCCUUUGACCGCUAAGCAGAAGUACAGCAUGUUGGCCUCAUGGAAAGGGAUCUCCCGAGCGAUGGAGCCCACAGGGAUCUACAUGUUCAUAAGGCUGUUCGAGGAGCACAAGGAGCUGUUGGAGCUGUUUACGCGGUUCAAGGAGCUGCGAACGCGGGAGGCACAACAGAACAGCAUGGAGCUGGCUGAGCACGCUACCAAAGUCAUGACCACCCUCGACGAGGGCAUCAAGGAGCUAGACAACCUUGACAGUUUCUUCCAGUACCUGACACAAGUUGGUGCCUCCCACAAAAAGAUCCCCGGCUUCAAGCCAGAGUAUUUUUGGAAAAUUGAGAAGCCAUUCCUAGAGGCAGUGAAAAUGACGCUAGGCGACAGGUACACGGAAAACGUGGAGAACAUUUAUCAAAUAACAAUUAAGCUCAUCAUCGAAACCCUGGUCAAAGGGUACGGCACGUGAGGUGAAAGCAGUGGUCCAACGGAGCACUAAACUGAUCGGACGCACAGUGGCUGGUUCCUGAGGGCCCGGUCGUGCAGUGUCCCGUCGGUGCAUCACGCUUCCACCAGGCAUCACGCUUCCAGGCCCCGCACGCUCAUCGACCAACGCAGCGUCGCAUCAUUCAGCGUUGGGCACCGUCCGUCGCCCCGAACUCACCGAUGACGUCAGCUCCAGGACUUCGCUCCUGGCGUCAAUUGGCCAAUUGUAAAGUUUUCUCGUUAGAUAGAUUUAUAGUUUCUGUGGAUAAGAUUUCCAGGGUUCGCGAAGUAAUCCGAAUCGAAUCGGAGGCGGAUCCGGCAAUUUGGCAACGCCGGAAUCCCUCCAUUAAAUCCUAUGUUAAAUUAUCGAUUCCUGUCAGAGCACCUGGCCCCCCCAAGAAUUGAUACAUUUCCAUAGGUUUAAAUGGAGAAAAACAAUGUUGCCAAUUUGCUGGAUCCGCCAUUGAAUCGAAUCGCCGUUGGCUCGAUGUCAAUUUAUUAAUGAUCAUAAGUCAAAUUUACACGGUAUGAGCAUUUCUAGAGUACCUACUAUCUAUGGAGGUACCCACUACCUACAUCAUCGCAAUGUCUGUGCCGUUUUCUGAUUGGUUCAGUUGCAGACCUUUUAUGGGGCCCAAUAGUUCUCACUCUUAAAAGACAAAAGGUUAGUUUUUUAUAAUUAAAACAUAAUUUUCUUUGAUUUGAAGACAAAUUGUUGAGAUUAAAAAAAGAUCGGAGAAAUAAAUGAUACUAACAGGAAAAGCGUAAUUAUCCAGCAGAAAUUAUCAUAUUUAUUUGAUAAAAACUCAUCUCAAAAGUUGGAGAUAAAAAAUUUUCUGUACAUUGAACUCCGUCUGAACCGAUCAUCAUAGGGCAAGAAGUUUAGCGAUGGUUUUUUGUUACUUUACCAAUAAAUUAUUAAAAAGAUUUUAUGCGAAGCUGCAUGCAUGCGUUAGUUUGUUCUGUGAAGAGUAGAAAAUAGGGACGAUUUUUAAAAUACCAAAUCGUAUACAGACAUGCGUUUCUCUUUUUUCAUUACUGGUGUUAAAAAAAUUUGCGGGUCACUUAUUUAAACUUUAUCGAAUGAUCUUGAUCGAUAAAUAGUAUUGCUGUGAUAGAAACAUAUCGACCGAGCUCAUUUAAUACUGAUUCAACAAUCCAAGUGCUGUGCCACCCAGUGGCGCGGCGUGCUGUACGAUAUAUCGAUUAAUCUGCCAUUUAAACCUAUGGAAGAAGAUCGAUAAAUAGGUAUACUAAUCGAUUCUUCACCAUACUUUCAAAUUGGGAAACAUCGAUAAUUGACCUUUGGACCUUUGGACUAACAUUUGCAUGACUCCCUUCACAGGAUAACGGGACAAAAUUCUCCGAUAUGAUACAUGCAUGUAGCAGGAAUAAUUUCCACGUACUGACCACACACUUUUUCGUUGCAGAUAAGUCGUAAAAUAUCUAGGUAUGAAUGUAUUUUUAUAGUAAAUGUUGCACUUUCCAAGGUAAAGUCUUACAGACUAAUGUUUUUAAUGCAGAUUUUUCAAGGGACACUCCAAGUCCAACAUUUCCUCCGUCAUCCGCACAAAAACCUAUCCUUUUCUACCAAUUUAUUACCUUACAGAGCCGUUGGUAGAGGAAUUAAGGACAACACCCUCCCAAGUAGAUAUUUUUAGUAAAAUACAAACGCAUACCUCUUAAUGACAAAACAAAAAACUUUGUCAAUUUGGAACCAGCCUCCUGCAAAAAAAUUGCCCCCUCCCCUCCCGGCAGUAUUCAAUUUUAUUGAAACCAGUAAAUUUUCCGAGCUUUUUUUGUCAUCUUUUUAAAAUGUUCAUGCAAACAGUCUCAAAUCUGAAAAUUUUCCCUUAGUUUUUAGUCUGACGUUUCAAUCGGAAGGAAAAAUUUAGUAGGCCUCAUCUGUGUAUAAUCUCGAACUGGUGUUAGCAGGAAUUUGUUAGAUGAGUACACAACGCCAAGGUGCUGUGAAAGACACUUAUUAGAUUAGAGCCGAAGCGUCCCAAUCUUUACGAUCAUUAUCAAGGCUAAAAGUAUACUACAUCAUUCAAGUGCAACAUACGAGCACAGGGCUUAAAGGAAAGGAAGAAACAACUUCUCUUUUUUUAGGCUUCAGCUGUAUUUUUUUCUAAAUUUGAUUUUUCAGGCAUGUAAAGGUGUUUCUUAGCUCCAUUCUUGCCAAGUUUGAAGGAAAUCACUUCGGCAGUUUUUUCGUUAAGUGUUGAUGAAACCUCGGUACCGUAGCUUUAUAUAUUAAAAAUACCAAAACAAGUGAAACCUCUCCCCAUGUUUGUGAGGGUUGAGGUUGAUGAGACCUCUCCGCCGAUCACCAUGAGAAAUUUGCAGCUCACAGUACAAGAUUUAAUUUCACGACUCUUCCAGCACUUUUGUCCUCUUUGAACUUUUGUGGACGUCGAUUAAGUUCUUAGUUGAUUAAUUGUUGCGAUGUUAAUGGCUCCGAAAGCAUCACCUGUUGCAUCUUCGCUUCAUUAAAUUUCGAUUCGUCUCGUUAAGACCUCUAGCAGGGCGUCAUCGCAGAAAAUAAGAAUAAAAACGUACUUUUUACCCAUAAUUUUUGUCAGUGCAGCGAAGAAUUCCAAAAUUUCCCCGACUCGUAUUUUCGUGAUUCUCCUCGCGAAGAGAUACAUAUAUACAAUUCCGUAUUUAUGCUUGUCACGUGUAGAAAUUUCCGAUUUUAAAAGGUUGUUUACAAAAUUUGCGAGUGUUAUAUUUGUCAAGGUCUCUCGUUCAAUGAUCCCUCAGAAAAAGAUAGUUUUACUCCAAGGUUCAAAACUAUUUUUCGCACCAGAAUCUCAUAUUUGCGUGUCGUAUUUGAGUUCCAAAAUUUCGAUUUAUGACUUUGAAUCGCAAAUUCUCGAAUUCCUGAUGGAUUAAUCAAGAGCCGUAUUAGUCUCAGUGAGAAACAACGCAUCUAAUAUUGAUUUUCCUAUGUUGAUGGAUCUUUUUUCUUUUUUUUAAAAAAAAAAAUACGUCUAUGCACUCGGUUUGUUUCUGAUAAAACCAGCCCGGAGGAUCAUCCGACAGGAAUUUCGCGGGACCUUACAUUGACCACGUUUUACAGAAA